CGCGGGAAAUCGUUGUCACCGACUACAAUGUAAACAUCAAUGGCGACGGGCAUCUGCUUUUUGACAGACUGAAUGAAAAAUUGUUUAUGGGUUAAAUGUAUAAGACGCACUCAUAGGCAGGGAAAUAUUCCAUACCAUCAGUCAGCAGGAUGGACAACAACAGAAGGAAAAGGAAGGGAAAAGUGGCGCCGACAGGAGAAGAAAACAGCUCAUUUGAGUUAGACAUGCAUUCUGACAUUCAGAACAAUAGCAAAUUUAUCAACACAUUGAAGAACAAAUUUAAGGAAACUAAGAACAAGCAAAAUGCGAUAUCUGCCAUAGUUGGAGCAAAGGGCUUUGCCUCAAAGUGGAAGAAUUAUUCAUCCACCAAACGAGUUGUUAAAUCUAAAAAUGCUCAGGAUGAUGAAGAGAAUGCUGCAAUUAAAGGAAAGGGACUGGAUCAGAUGGAGGAUCUGGAGGCAUUUAAACCAUUCAGUAUGAAACAGGACACCAGGAAGAAGCUUCGCACAGCCAAUGAUAAAACUCUCAUUGACUAUUUUUACCAACUGGGGCAGUCACGGAACCCGAAUGCCAAAGUGGACUUAGAUUUUAUAGAUUCACUGAUCAAGAAUGGUGCUAAUAUAAACUGUACAGACAAACAUGGACAAACUUUGUUGCAUGAGGUGUGUCGCACCUGGCAUAUUGACGUAUCCAAAUUCUUAUUGGAGCUGGGAUCUGAUGUGAACCAGGCAGACAAGUAUGGUCGCACACCACUGCACGUGGCGGCUGCUGUCGAUUAUCCAGAAAUGGUGGAGAUACUCAUUAAAAAUGGAGCUGAUAGAGAAUCUCUGAGCAAUGAGAAACAGACUCCAGUCCACUACGCUGCGAAAAAUGAUGCAUGUAACUCUCUGAAAAUGUUGAUUAAAAUGAAGUGCAAAUAUAACGAUGUCAAAGACUUCAAAGGCAGGACCCCGCUGUUUGUUGCUGCAGAACUUGAUCGCAGUGAGACAGCUAGUCUGCUGUUGGAUUACAAAGCAGACGUCAGAAUCACGGAUGACAGUGGAAUGAAGCCGUUGAGUUGGAUGAUCACCAAAAUGCCACCUGUGGCCUUGGAUGCUUUAAAACAAUUCCACUCCACUGACCGUCCCAACAGAAGGCAGUAUUUCUAUCUCAAAGACCUCAUCACAGACAGAGAGAAAGACAGAAAGGCCAAAAGUCUAACACCGCUACAAUGUGCCACCCACUUCAAGCAAUAUGACCUUCUGUCUCACAAAGUCAUGCUUGCACUCAUAAACCAGAUGUGGACUAAGUUUGGAAGGAUCAGGGCAUGGUUCAAUCUGCUUCUGAACUUUGCUUACAUCAUGAUAUGGACUGUGUACGGCCUUCUGAUCGAGUAUGAUGUCAGAUACAAGUACAACCUUCCUGAGCAAUGGUGGAGGAUCGUGCUUCUUGUGGCUGCCAUAGGGUUCACAAUCUGGCAAAUCAUAGAAGAAGUGUUAGAAUAUAAACGCUCCGUACAGUUUCAUAAUAAUUGGGUGACGUACAGAAGGCAGCAGAUAGAGGAAGAUAUAAAAUUCUGUCAUCCUCGUUGGACGGAGGAGAGUGAAUACCUGAAGAAAGAGCUGGCCAGUCUGGACGAAGCCAGACCCAGAUACUGGUCAGAUUUCUGGAAUGUCUUUGACUGGAUCUGCUAUGUUUUCCUCAUUACCAGCAUAGCUACACACAUCGUCGACAUUUUUGUCCACUCGGAUGAUUUGGCUCGAGCACACAUCAGAAUCAUGUCUGUGACCAUUAUAAUGUUAUGGCUCCGUUUGAUGAAGGUAGCCAGGGCAUUUGCUUUAUUAGGGCCGUUCAUUGUGAUGCUGUCCCACAUGGUAAAGGACCUCCUGAGAUUUGCAUUCUUGUACUUGGAGUUUUAUCUUCCAUUUGUCUGCGCAUUCUGGAUGAUAUUUGGAGGAAGCAAAAGAGAUUACAAUGACUACAACACACUCCUGGAGGUGGAAGGAUACACAAAUUUUGGGGAUGUGUUCUACAGUCUCUUCAGACUGACUCUAGUGGAUGAAUAUGACUGGACUAAUAUGCAAAAGGUAGAUCCAAUUAUGGCUAAGAUUCUAGUCGGCUUCUGGUUGGCCCUGUCUGCAGUUCUCUGUCUGAAUCUCUUCAUUGCCCUGCUGUCUGACACAUUUCAAAGAGUGUAUGACAACGCCCAAGCCAAUGCUGUCAUGCAGAAAGCUCUUAUGACCCUCAGCAUUUGGGAAAAUAUGUCUGAAUCCAGACGCAAUAUAUUCAACAUUCAUAUGGAAACUUCUUGCAAUCCCUGGAAUGAGUACUAUGAUGAUGAUAUGACAGAGGAGGGUGAGGAGGACAUGAAAAAGGUCACCAUGCAGAUCAAGGAUGAUCUGGAUGACUUGAGAGAUGUUUUUGAUUCAAAGUUUGGAAAACGGAAAGAGUUACAUGAAGACGGAUGGCCACCAGGAUCUGGGGAAGAAGAGGAGGAAGAUUUAAACAACAAAUCUCGAAUGGUUGAUGUAGAAAGAUUUGAGAAUGAGAUUGGGAUUCUCCGAGACAGCCUUACAGAGCUCCGAGUUCGUCAAGAUGACAUGAUGGAUAAUCUACAGAAGGGAAUGAACAACAUUACCAACCUGUUGAAUGAGAUGAUGGGGCACCCACAGGGAUCCCGAGAUGUUGACAUAGUAUCAGAAUCUACUCAACAAAGAUCUGCAAGAAGCCGUUCAAAGAAAUCCAAAAAAAGAAAAGACAGCCAGCAGAUUAUCCAUGAAGAGGAAACAAGUUUGUUAGAGCCAGAAACCCCCUCUCCUCCAUCGUACCAACAGCUGUUACAAACGCCACCCACAGUAGAUGUUUCUAUGGCAGAUUUUUCUCCUCGUGAAAUCACUCAAACAUCGCAACCAUCAUUUAGUCCCAGAGGACCACAGGAUGGCCAAGAUCCCUCCACAGAGUGUUAAGACAGAUUGAGGUACAAGUUAUCUGUGAUAUGUUCAGUGACUGGUAGCAGGAAUGAAAAUGGUCCCUGUGACAGGAAAAAUAGAGUUACACCAGCAUUUACUUUUCAUUUCUUACUUUUUUAUAUUCUUACAGAUAGUAUUUAUACCAACUAUUGUUAUUUCAUGCAUGUCUGAGAUAUAUCGGGUAAUCAAUUUUUAAAGAGAUAUUUUUGUAUAGAAUUUAAUUUGGUAGGGAUUUAAUGUUCUGUAUUUUUGUAUUUCUCUCAUUUUGUGAUAUUUUUUUCCCGUCCAUUUACAUGAAUUUCUGUAUUUCUUGGAAUUUUUUUUUUUAUGAUUAAUACAUCAAUACAUGUAUAAUUUUUUAUCUAUCUAUAUGUUCACUAUAUGUAUUCUCAACAAACUGUAUACUGUAGGUGCUAUGGGUUUUUCUGCUUUUUGUAGAUUUAAAGUCAUCACUUUCUCUGUAUUAGCCUGAUCCCACUUCUGGUAUAUCCAGGGAUCUGUAUCUGCCCAACUCUCUAUUUUGUAUUCCUUUUGAGAGUUAUGAGAUUUACCACUGUUCAUUAUCUUCACCUUUCAUAAGUCAACUCUCUGUAUAAGUCAUCUGCACAAUUUAGUUAAUAGUGAUUACAAUAUACUGUUCAAUAUCAUGGGAAGUUUAUCAAGCUGAACCAAUACAAUGAUAAAACUGAGUAAUUUAUAAGCACACAGUAUAUUGGGAUUAUGUAGGUUUUUAGGAAAGAAAAUUUAAUAAAUGUCAGUAAAACUUU
Messenger RNA from Ostrea edulis (European flat oyster), 3715 nucleotides. RefSeq names its product transient receptor potential cation channel subfamily V member 1-like. Gene Ontology annotation, biological process: calcium ion import across plasma membrane. The record is from RefSeq and is a predicted model, not a curated record. The transcript is spliced from 25 exons. Lineage: Eukaryota; Metazoa; Mollusca; Bivalvia; Ostreida; Ostreidae. Gene Ontology annotation, cellular component: membrane. The coding region runs from base 150 to 2945 and encodes 931 amino acids. Gene Ontology annotation, molecular function: calcium channel activity; protein binding.